Molecule: messenger RNA, 1302 nt
Organism: Quercus lobata
Lineage: Eukaryota; Viridiplantae; Streptophyta; Magnoliopsida; Fagales; Fagaceae
Product: LRR receptor-like serine/threonine-protein kinase EFR
Exons: 2
Coding region: 1-1302 (433 amino acids)
Molecular function (GO): RNA-DNA hybrid ribonuclease activity; protein binding; nucleic acid binding
Source: RefSeq, a predicted model, not a curated record
AUGGCUGGCAUGUCUGUUAAGGGACCCUAUGUGAAUGAUAGUGAAGAAGCUGAAGUCUUAGCAUGCAGAAAGGCGAUAGAAUUCACUGUUGAAGCUAGUUUUUCAGAGUUAGUGAUUGAGGGUGACAGUGCGAACGUGAUGAGGGCAAUCUCGAUUCCUUUAGCUAAUAAAUCUCUGUUGGGACACAUAUAUGAAGACAUUUUCACCUCUGUAGCUGGCGGGAAUAAUGAGACGGACCGAUUGGCAUUGCUUGAGUUCAAAGCCAAGAUCAUUAAUGACCCUUUCCGGGUUAUGAGCUCUUGGAAUGACAGCUUCCACUUUUGUCGAUGGCGAGGUGUCACUUGUGGUCGACGACACCAGAGGGUCACCAUGUUGGACCUACAAUCUUCAAAACUGGUAGGUUCUAUAUCACCACAUGUUGGAAAUUUAAGUUUUUUGAGAAUUCUUACCCUCCAAAACAAUAGUUUUCAUGAUGAAAUCCCUCUAGAAAUUGGUCGGUUACGCAGAUUGCAGUUCUUACUAUUGUCCAAUAACACUUUUAGUGGCAAAAUUCCAAGCAAUAUAUCCAAUUGCCCUAGCCUUGAAUACCUUCGUGUCGGUGGCAACCUUUUGACGGGAGAAAUCCCUGUAAUGCUUGGCACCAUGUCAAAGCUUCGAGUUUUUUCUCUGAGCACCAAUAAUCUGAUAGGAAGAAUCCCACCUUCUUUUGGAAACUUAUCGUUUCUAGAACUGUUUGUUUCAACAUAUAAUAACUUGCAUGGGGUUAUCCCAGAUUCUUUGGGCCAGUUGACCAAGCUUGAACUACUUGGUCUGGGUGCAAAUAAGUUGUUUGGAAAAAUUCCUCACUCAAUCUUCAAUAUUUCUUCAAUAAACAUGUUCGAUAUAGCAGACAACCAAAUCCAGGGGCAUCUUCCAUCAGACAUAGGUCUCACUCUUCCAAAUAUCAAACUAUUAUACAUUGGCAACAACCGAUUUACUGGAUCUAUCCCAGUUUCAAUUUCUAAUGCCUCAAAUCUAGAUACACUUACAUUGAAUGAUAAUAAACUAAGGGGAAAAGUUCCUUCUUUGGAGAAGCUUAAUAGAUUUUCAAGAUUUACCAUUACCGGUAACAAUCUUGGAAAUGGAGGGGCAAAUGACUUGAAUUUUAUCUGUUCAUUGACAAAUACCACCUAUUUGACCGUAUUGUCUUUAAAUAUCAAUAAAUUUGGGGGAGAGUUGCCCAAAUGCAUUGGCAAUUUGUCAACUAGCCUUGCUUGGUUGCUUCUAGAUGCUAAUAAAAUAUACGGAAAGAUUCCUACCUAA